Hyaloscypha bicolor E is the source of this 956-nucleotide messenger RNA. RefSeq lists its product as uncharacterized. The record is from RefSeq and is a predicted model, not a curated record. The transcript has a single exon. Bases 1 to 897 code for a protein of 298 amino acids. Lineage: Eukaryota; Fungi; Ascomycota; Leotiomycetes; Helotiales; Hyaloscyphaceae.
AUGGCCAGAUUCGAUGCCUUCAUCCCCGUCAUGCACCUGAAGAACAACACUGUGCCCUGGCAUCGCUGGGUCUACUACAACCCCAAUGCAGACAUUAUCUACUUCGGCAAGAACACUUGCACUCGAAAGAUCAACCAUAUCUGUCAACUAGGAUUUCAAAUCUCUCGCAUCGCCAUCACUAUCUCGGAGAACUCGGACUCUGGCUAUGACUGCUGUGCUGUCUGGUUCGAUCCCAAUAUUCCUUUCGCCAUGUCACCAGUCCAUCGAAUCACAAACGUACUUCACGGACACGGCACUCUCCCGCAAAGGUUACAUACAACGGUCGGGAAGGAAGACGGGCGCUUGCCAGGCUGCAAAGGACUCAAAGACGUGUUCUGGGUUGAUGAACCGGACUUUCUCACAAGAUGCGAGUCCCUAGACGAGAACGUCGGGUUUCAAGCAGCGCCGUAUGAACCUAGCGGAGGCCAGAAGUUCGUUACAGGCCUCAAGGACGAGAUUAGCGCUGGCAAAGUUGUGCUUUCUGAAACGAACGGCUGGCUGGGAGACGAGAAGCCGGACUUCCACUGGGUUAAUCUUGCCUUACACUCUCUCUCCUCGACGAAGUGCGAUAUCAUAUUCCUCAGAUUGACGGCCAAGGCUCAACUUCGAAGAAUCAUCAAGGGAACGAGAAAGUAUGCAGAAGAUGUUGGCAGCAAGGCCGAAAUCAGAUUCGAAUAUGAAGAUUGGGCGGAAGAGGGCGAUUAUGGCGUCAAGACCGUGGGUACGAGGGAGGAAAUCGAACAACUUAAGGCCAAAAUUGUCAGUCUGUGCAACGUCAGAGGACGCGUUGGAGGCAAGAUUGAGAUCGUUGAUGAGGCAGAUGCGAAGGAACCUGGUGCCGGCGAUGACAAGAACUGAGGAAUUGUAGAUGUAUCACGCAUGCGCUGAACAAUAGAAACGCGUUUAUUUCAUAGAAC